Molecule: messenger RNA, 770 nt
Organism: Pomacea canaliculata
Lineage: Eukaryota; Metazoa; Mollusca; Gastropoda; Architaenioglossa; Ampullariidae
Product: 60S ribosomal protein L6-like
Exons: 5
Coding region: 88-726 (212 amino acids)
Biological process (GO): ribosomal large subunit assembly; cytoplasmic translation
Cellular component (GO): cytosolic large ribosomal subunit; ribosome
Molecular function (GO): RNA binding; structural constituent of ribosome
Source: RefSeq, a predicted model, not a curated record
UUAAAUAGAAACACCGGAAGUUGACGAUUCCACGUCAUUGGUAUUGGUGCACAUGUUGUGACGUUGCUGAUCUUGACUUCCUUUUCAAUGAACACAGGCAAAAUGCCAGCUAAGAAGCCACAUUUUGUGGAGAAAGAGAUUGGUGGUGAUAAAAAUGGUGGAAAAAGGAAAGUUCGUGUGAACAGGUUACCGAGGUAUCUGCCAACUGCGGAGGGAAAGAAACGACUGCACCCCAGACAGAAGUUCUUCUCUCAGCACAAGCACAAACUAAGGAGCAGCAUCACGCCUGGUACCAUCCUUAUUCUUGUUGCUGGAAGACAUAAGGGCAAGAGAGUGGUAUUCCUGAAACAACUUAACUCGGGACUGCUUCUUGUCACUGGUCCUUACCACCUGAAUGGUUGUCCUCUGCGUCGGAUUAAUCAGAUCUAUGUUAUUGCAACUAAGACCAAGAUUGACAUCAAAGACGUCAAGAUUCCUGACCGCUUGAACGAUGACUAUUUCCGUCGCCUGAAACUACGCAAGCCAAAGCAUGCUGAGGGCGAAAUCUUUGACACCAAAAAAGAGGUGUAUGCUGUCUCCGAAAAUCGAAAGACUGACCAGGCUGAGGUGGACAAGCAACUGCUUGAGGUGAUUCGCCAGAACCCUGAAAAGAAAUACUUGUUUGGUUACCUUGGUGCUUUGUUUUCUUUGAAGAACCACCAAUAUCCUCACAAGAUGGUCUUCUGAGUAUUGUAAAAGGAAAAAUAAAUCCUGUUCUACAAAGACAGCAA